GGGAAGCACGUGUUGGGACAGGCAUUCAGGUGUGACCGCAAUGGAUGUGAUUAUGAGAACACAUCUAAAGACCGAUUCAUUGAACACAUGUCCGGACAUAUCAGUGAUGAGAAGUCAUCGAUCAUUACGUUUCUGAAACCAUCGGACGGACCGCCGUAUGUGUGUGAGUACGGGUGCGGACAGAGUUUCAGUCUUCACACUCUAUUACGAAAGCACCGGCACUCACAUGUCACGGAUGGCAUCUACCGGUGCGAUGGGGACGGGUGUAUAGCUACAUACAACUUAAUGCAUCGACUGAAAGCACACAUUGCUGUUAAACACGGAGCGAAGUACCGGUGCGAUCGCGAAGGCUGUGGGUUCACCACCGGUGUCCUGUCAACGCUGACUAACCAUAAGGCGCAGCACAUAGAGGGACGACAGUUCACUUGUGGGGUCAAGGGUUGUGGAAAGGCAUUCAAAGUGCGCAAAAGUUUGGACAGUCAUAUCCGGGAGAAACACCCGGAACUCGCUGACGAUAAGCCGUGGCUCGAGUGUCAGCACCCGGACUGUCAGUAUCGGACAAAAGUCGAGAGUUGUUUGACUAAACAUGAGGACAGACACACCAAACCCUAUGUGUGCGAUGAGUGCGGACUGACCUUUGGGUUCCCAGAUCUACUGAAACGACACCUGAGAACACACGACAAGUCCACGCGAUUGCAGUGUCAAUGGCCCGGCUGUGACAAGACAUUUGCCACACCAGAGGGUCUUAAAAUACACCUUAAUAUACAUUCAGCGGAGGUUAAGUACAAGUGUGUGUGGCCAGGGUGCGAUAGGGUGUACCUCUAUGAGGCCACUUUAAGGCGGCAUGAGGUCAAGCAUAGGGGCCAGAAGUUGGGUGGAUAUCAGUGCCGUUGGCCUGACUGUGGCUACAAGACUACAAAUCAGGAGAAUUUGAGAACUCAUAUGAAUAAGCACUUGGGAGUGGACAGGCAUUCGCCCGGUGCUGACGACUACAAGUGCUCAUACAUGGGAUGUAUGUUUGCCAGCAAUAAGUCGGCUCGUGUCAAAUGUGGUUCACGUGAUAACCAGAAGAAUGACGAAAGGAUUACAAGAGAUGAGUCCCAAAGAAGUGAUGUCUUGACUGUUAAGGAAGAAGUGGUUUCAGACAACGACACAGAAGUCUGUAUUGAAUCCAACGAUUCAGACGACAGUCAAAGUGGAAGUGCUUUAAAGACACCGAAGAAACGAAAACUUAAAUCCAAUAGAAAUGAGACGAAAGACAAGGAAUCGGAUGAAGAAUACAGUUGUGGUGCGAGUGAUGAAGAAAUUAGUCAUAAUUCAGACAUUCAUUGCAAACCAAGUGUUGAGAGAAAGCGCUUAAAAAGGACUAAAAUUAACGGCAAAUAUGUCUGCGAUUACAACGAUUGCCACAAAUCAUACCCAUAUCUGGGAGGUCUUCAAUACCACCAGAGGUCACAUUCGGGACAAACAUUUUUCUGUGAUUACAACAACUGUUGUCAACACUUCCAGACGUGGGCUGACCUCAAGAAUCAUGAAUUUAGAGGCAAACACGUGUUGGGAAAGGCAUAUAAAUGUGAGCACAACAGCUGUUACUAUAAGACCUCAUCUAAAGACCAAUUCAUUGAACACAUGUCCGGACAUACGAGUGAUGAGAAGCCACGGGAGGGACAGUAUGUCUGCGAACACGUGGGUUGUAAACAGAGGUUCAACAAUCCGGUUAGUCUUAGAAACCACAAACACGUUCACUUAGGUGUCACCUACCGGUGCGAUGUCCCCAACUGUACGUUCAAUACACUGAUCCCGAGUGCAUUGCGUGAUCAUGCGACCCAUCUUCACGGGGAAGACUACCGGUGCGAUCACGAGGGCUGUGCGUUCACUACUGGAAAGAAGUCCAAGUAUUUGAGGCAUCAGUUGAAACACUCAACGGAACGCCGGUUUCAGUGUUUGGUUGGCAAUGAGUGUCAGCUAUCCUUCAAAACUAAACGCCACUUAAGACAACACCAGCUAAGACUACAUCCCGACGCCUUUCCGGACAUACCAUGGAUGGAGUGCUCGCAUACAGACUGUCAGUUCAGGACUAAACUAAAGCUUCAGAUGUUUACCCAUAAGAACACGCAUACAAAGCCCUACCGGUGCGACCAAUGCGGACAUGCAUUCAUGGAUAACCAGAAACUACAGCAACACAUACCGACCCACAACCAGGGGCGUCACAUGCGGUGCCAAUGGCCCGGAUGUGACCAAUGCAUACAAAGCCCUACCGCGACCCACAACAAGGGGCGUCACAUGCGGUGCCAAUGGCCCGGAUGUGACCAAACAUUUGCUCACAAGGGGUUACUGACUCGACACAUGAAAAUACACACGGCUGAAACAGUCUACCGGUGCGAGUGUGAGGGCUGUGACUAUAUUACGCCAUAUAAAGCGAAUUUUGUAGCGCACGUGAAACGGCACACGAGUGGACACGUAUCCGGACAGCCAUUCCGGUGUAGACACAGUGGAUGCGAUUAUACGACCGAAUCAAGUGUUGAGUUCAAGAAUCACACCAUUAAUAGCCACUCGACGGCCACUAAACCGAGGGGACAGUAUGCCUGCGAUAGACAGGGAUGUGAUUAUCGGGCGAAUGAAAAGCGAAACCUUAUUAGACAUCAAAAGCUCAACCAUUCGACGGAACGGCCGUUUCAUUGCUCACUCGAUGGCUGUCACCAAAAGUAUGCCGAAAAAUAUUCGCUGACUUUCCAUCAGUUGACAGCACAUCCCGACGCCUUUCCCGACGUGCCGUGGAUUCAGUGCUCGCAUACGGGCUGUGAGUUUAGGACUAAAGUAAGACGUGUUUUGAAGCGACACGAGUUUACACACACGAAACCAUUCGCAUGUGACCGGUGCUCCCAUACCUUCCCCACUGGUGUUGAUCUCAGAGUACACAUGUUAUCGCACGACCCGUCCCUUAGAGUCCGGUGCCAAUGGCCCGGAUGUGACCAAACGUUUACUACUAAUAAGUGUUCGGUCACUACAUGCCUGUUCGAAACGACAUCCAAAGAGGCACUGGAAGAGCAUAUAUGCAGUCAUUCUUUGGCCGAAGGAACUCCUAAUGCAGUGAAGGCUUCGAGUAGACUGUAUUUCUGUGAUUACGACGAGUGCUGCAAAUAUUACGCAAAUGUUUGGCCGCUCCGGAAACAUAUAAGUAGUGGUAAUCACGUGUUUGGACAGCCUUUCCGAUGUUUGGUCAGGCGGUGUGCGUAUGAGACGACAUCCAAAGAUGCCAUAGAGGAGCACAUGUCGGGACAUGAGAGGGUGCGCCCGAAAACUGUAUACACGAAGACACCGGACGGGAAGUAUGUUUGCGAUUAUGUCGGGUGUGGGAAGCGAUAUAAGGACCACAAAUGUUUUCACGAACACCGGCGCCGACAUGACCCAAACGCCGGCCCCCAUGAGAAUGCGUGCGAGAGCACCGGCUGUUCGUUUAAGACGAAGUGGACGGUUAAACUCGUGGCCCACACGCGCAACACCCAUACCCUGCCAUUUGAGUGCGACGUGUGUGGGAAGGCCUACGGAACCAAAGAGAGGUAUGAGGACCACCAGCGCAGUCACGACCCGGCACUGAGGUUACGGUGCGAGUGGCCCGGCUGUGACCGGGAGUUCAUCGUCUCGGAUGCCCGUAAACAACAUAUGAAUACACAUACGGCUACAGAGAGCUACCGGUGCCAUUGGCCUGGGUGUGAGAAACUGUUUAACCAUAAGCGAGCCUUUGCUACACAUGUGAGGAGGCAUAAGAACCAGUCGACCUACCGGUGCUAUUGGCCUGAAUGGGAGUUUACGACAUACGAGUCGUACAGUUUGAAUGUACACAUCAAGAAACAUAUUGGCAAAGAUGACUACCGGUGCUCUCAUUCGGGCUGUACUUAUGAAACGACAAGUUUUGAUGAAAUGGACGCACAUUUAAAGGGAAAUCAGUUGUAA
This is a messenger RNA of Oppiella nova, 3954 nucleotides long. The record is from the annotation of a GenBank genome assembly. Lineage: Eukaryota; Metazoa; Arthropoda; Arachnida; Sarcoptiformes; Oppiidae.